Messenger RNA from Magnolia sinica, 780 nucleotides. RefSeq lists its product as uncharacterized. The coding region runs from base 1 to 780 and encodes 259 amino acids. The transcript has 2 exons. The record is from RefSeq and is a predicted model, not a curated record. NCBI's taxonomy places the organism in Eukaryota, Viridiplantae, Streptophyta, Magnoliopsida, Magnoliales, Magnoliaceae.
AUGGACAACGCAUUGGUCGAUGCUCUAGUUGAGCAGGUAAAUUUGAGUCGUAAGAGUGACGUCAGCUUCAAGCCGGAAGCGUACAAAGCAACUAUAGCUGAAAUCAGUGUCAGAUGUGGAGUCCAUCUAGAGAAUAAACAUAUAUCCAACCGCCUGCGCACUUUUAAAAAAUUCUACUGGGCUGUGAAGGAUAUGUUAAACACGAGUGGUUUUGGUUGGAAUCCCGUUGUUAAAAUGGUCAUUGCUACUGAUGAUGUCUGGGAGGCCUAUAUUGCGUCCCACCCAUAUGCGGAAAGGGUACAAGGAAAACAUAUAAAUAGGUACAAUGAUCUGAGUUUUAUGUUCGGUAGUGACUGUGCACAAGGAUUUUAUGCCAAUACAGCAUACUCAUCUUCCAUUUCUGGACGCCGCCGCCCAAGAGAUGAGGUUGACUCUUCUGAUGAGUUUGGAGAGGAUGGCAAUGAUACAGUACGCCUUUCUUCAGACGAUGAUGAUGAAAACGGUAGUGGUUCGGUACGAUGUCCCAAUGAAGAGUCACAUAAGCAGACAAAGAGGGUUCAUACAGGCCCUAUGGAGACUUCAUUUGGGUCUAGGAACAAUCAGAGCACUGGUACUGGCAUGACCCGUCAACAAAGGGUUAAACUAAGUGACCAAAUAAGAGAUAAGAUGGGUGAAGCGGCCGAGAAUGUCAGGUCCCUAACAAUUACUAUGGCAACGGGAAAAACUAUGACCCUCCAAAAAAUACUGAGCAUUUUAGAGGAUGUCAAUAGUCUCAGCUAG